AUGCGUGGCCUCAACCCCUCCGUGCUACUCGUUGCUGGCGGCGUCGCCGCUCAGAUCGAGAACAUGUACACGGCCACUGGAACUGCCGAGGUCGCUGCUGCAGCUGCCACUGCUAAGACACUGAGCCCUACCAGUCAUGUCAAGGGCAAGGCAUUCGACCGCAUUGCUAUCAUCUGGCUUGAGAACACCGACUAUGAGAUGGCCAUCAAUGACCCGAAUCUCGCCUGGCUUGCUAAGAAGGGAAUUACACUAUCCGGCUACCACGCCGUCACACACCCAUCGCAGCCAAAUUACGUUGCUUCUAUCGGUGGAGACUAUUUUGGAAUGCAGAACGAUGACUUUGAUCAGAUCGACAAGAAUAUAUCCACAGUUGUCGAUCUUCUCGAAGACAAAGGUAUCUCAUGGGCACACUACCAGGAGGAUAUGCCCUAUAGUGGUUUCCAAGGCCAGGCCUGGAUCAACCACGAGAACGGUAAGAAUGACUACGUCCGCAAGCACAACCCCGCGAUGAACUACAACUCCAAUGCCGGUAACCUUGACCGUCUGGCUGUCAACAAAAACCUCACUCAGUUCCACGUGGACCUUGAGAAUAAAAGGCUGCCUCAAUGGAUGUUUAUCACUCCCAAUAUGACUAGCGAUGGUCAUGACACAGACAUCACCACUGCUGGUACUUGGACCCGCACCUUCGUUGAGCCUCUUCUCAACGACAAGCGAUUUAUGCAGAACACUCUUGUCCUAAUCACUUUCGACGAGAACGAGACGUACACUGACCAGAACCGAAUCCUGGGUAUCCUGCUGGGAGAUGCCGUACCCAAGCACCUCGUGGGAACCACCGAUGACCAUUACUACAACCACUACAGUGAGAUUUCCACAGUCUCUGCCAACUGGGGUCUCCACACCCUGGGUCGCUUCGACGUUGGUGCCAACGUCUUCAAGUUCGUAGCCGACAAGACAGGUGACACUGUCCGCCCCUGGGAUGGCGAGAUCGAGCUUUCCAAUAUGUACUUCAACUGGUCGUAUGCUGGUGUCUUCAACACAAACGGUGGCAACGCGAGAUAUCCUGCUCCCAACCUAUCUUGCUCCGGCAAGUCGAAGCGAACCGUGCUCCCUAGCAUCAAGAAGGCCUGGAAGGGCAACCCGGCCCCCGUCUACUAUGACACAAAGGUCGCUAUCCCUGAUGGCCAACACCCUCCCGCAGGAUACGCCCCGGAGCCUUAA
Xylaria bambusicola is the source of this 1218-nucleotide messenger RNA. Its product is annotated as acid phosphatase phoa. Gene Ontology annotation, molecular function: hydrolase activity, acting on ester bonds. The record is from RefSeq and is a predicted model, not a curated record. Gene Ontology annotation, biological process: phospholipid catabolic process. Lineage: Eukaryota; Fungi; Ascomycota; Sordariomycetes; Xylariales; Xylariaceae. Bases 1 to 1218 code for a protein of 405 amino acids. The transcript is spliced from 2 exons.